This is a messenger RNA of Suillus bovinus, 636 nucleotides long. RefSeq lists its product as uncharacterized. The transcript has 13 exons. Bases 134 to 520 code for a protein of 128 amino acids. Lineage: Eukaryota; Fungi; Basidiomycota; Agaricomycetes; Boletales; Suillaceae. The record is from RefSeq and is a predicted model, not a curated record.
GGAAUGAAUUGAGUUGAAAGGGGUUAGUAUGUACAAGAUACGAUUUGACGACUUCCUCUGUGGAGUAUAAAACAGACAGCACGAACAACCAAAUUGCCAACAACCUCUCCACAAGUAGAAUCAGCACAUCAUCAUGUUUAUCCCCCUCUCUACUCCUUUCCUAAUGCUCCUCGGCCUGACGGCCAUUGUCAGCGCUGGAGUGCCACUCCCUCGCGUGCCUGGCCAUGUCGGCAGGUCCGAAGCUUUCACCCAGCUACACGAUGCUCGAGCCGAACCUGCCCUAGCCUUGCGUCAUUCUGAGUUCACCCAGCCACCCCAUGAUCGCGCCGAACCUACCCUAGCCUUGCGUCAUUCUGAGUUCACCCAGCCACCCCAUGAUCGCGCCGAACCUACCCAAGCCUUCGCUCGUGGAACCAAGAACCCCGUUGAUCGCGCCGAACCUACCAAAGCCUUCGCUCGUGGAACCAAGGACCCCGUUGAUCGCGCCGAGCCUACCUCAAACAAAGUAGGGAGCGCGUAAGCCUUGUUGUACGCAGGGACUCUGGAACCAAGCCUCGAUUCUUAGACAAAUACUAUAUGGAAUCGGGCCUGUAUGCAGAACCAGUUUAGAAGAAUGUCAAACAGAAUAAAAGUACA